CGCAGCUCUUCAGUCUCCGAUAAACCCACUAAAGAAAGAAAGAAGAGCUCGCGUGUGCUGUUUUUGUGUAUCCUUAUUCCUUAGUUAUUUACUUUCUUGUGUGUUUUAAACACAGUCUUUUCUCUGUGUAUAUUAGUGUUGAGGUUUUGAUGAUGAUAGAUGAGAUGGAGGUGAUGUGCUGUAAAUCUGUAGGAACCGAUCUGUCCAUGCUGGAUAUUGAUGAUUUCAUCACAGAAAUCUCUCAGCUGAAGAAAGAGGUGGCGUUACUGGAGGCAAAACUGAGUUUAAGAGGAGAUGAAGGACUGAAGAGAGAUGAUGUGGAUGUGGUUUGUUGUGAACCUUUAGUGCAUGUGACUGUUGGGAGCUCCACAGAGUCUCUGGAUUCUGACUGUAACGCUGGAGAACAGCAACAGACCUCAGUCGAAGUGAUGGACUGCAGCGAGCAGAUGUUGGAGACGAGAAAAGAAACCACAGCGGAGGAAGAUGAGGGCAAUCAUAAUGAUGAUCAUGAUAUAAUUCCUUCAGAUGUGAAGAGUGAGUCAUGUGAUGGAGAAACGCCAUCGACAUCAGAAGAGCGACUGACGGCACAAACUCAAGAGAAGAAACUUCAUUCAGAAGAGCACAUAGAGCAGCAAUUUAACUGUGAUCAGUGUGGGAUGGUUUGUGUCUCUUCUUCUACUUUGAACAUUCACAUGAAGACACACACUGCCGAAAAAUCUUUCAACUGCAGUGAAUGUGACAAAUAUUUCGGCAGCAAGCACAGUCUUGAUCUUCAUAAGAGAAUUCACUCAGGAAAAAAACCAUACGAGUGUCCUCACUGUGAGAUCAGGUUCAGACAAAAAGGCGAUCUGAAGAGACACGUGCGUUUACACACCAAUGAGAAACCGCAUCAGUGCAGUGAAUGUGGAAAAAACUUGGAUUCAGGUUCAUUGAAACCACAGCAAAAUAUUCACUCGGAAGAUAAACCUUUUCAGUGUUCAGACUGUAAUAAAUGUUUCCAUCGGAAAUCUUACCUGACGGUCCACGAGAGAAUUCACACUGGAGAGAAACCUUACGUCUGCCCUCACUGUGGAAAGGGCUUCUCCAAUUCGUCUUAUUUCAGAGUUCAUCAAAGAGUUCACACUGGAGAAAAACCCUAUAAAUGUAGUGUUUGUGACAAGAGUUUUAAUCAACGUGACAAUUUAGUGUCACACCAGAGAAUUCAUACAGGUGAAAAACCUUACAAAUGCUCUCAGUGCGAUAAGACGUUUACUCAGUCAAGUUCCCUUAAAACGCAUCAGAGAGUUCACACCGGAGAGAAACCUCACGUCUGCUCUGAUUGUGGAAAGAGUUUCUCUAAUGCAUCUCAUUACAGAGCUCAUCAGAGAGUUCAUACCGGAGAGAAACCUCAUCAAUGUGGUGUUUGUAAGAAGAGUUUCAGUCAACGGGACAAUUUAGUAAGACACCAGAGAACUCAUACAGGUGAAAAACCUUUCAAGUGUUCUCAGUGUGAUAAGACGUUUACUCAAUCUAGUUCCUUAAAAACCCAUCAGAGACUUCAUACAGGAGAGAAACCUUACGUCUGCUCUGUGUGUGAAAAGAGCUUCUCUAAUCCGUCUCAUUAUAGAGCUCAUCAGAGAGUUCAUACCGGAGAGAAACCUUACCACUGCUCCAUCUGUGAAGAGAAAUUUGCUUUAUUGGGAAGUUUUCGGAAUCAUCAGAAGAAACACGCGAAGGAACAAGCUACAGUGAAAACUGAACUUUCAUGCAAAGUGGAAUCCGAUAACACUGUGUAAUGCAGUGAAUGUAAUUGUGUGUUUUGGGGGGAACAAGGCAAAAGAUAUUGUCUUGAAGAAUUAAUGAAAUGUACAGCAGUUUUUUUAUAUUAAUGACGACUUAUGUUUUACACUCUUACAAGUGUAUGUAAAGUAGAGUUUAAUGAUCCAUUUUUUUAGUUCACCCAAAAUUGAAAAUUCUGUCAUCAUUUACUCACUCUCAUGUUGUUACAAAAACAUUUUUUUUUGUUCUGAUGAACACAAAGGAAGAUAUUUAGAAAAUGUUUGUAACCAAAUCACUCAAGCCCCAAUUGACAUCCAUAGUAGGGAAAAGAAUACUGUGAAAGUGAAUGGGGCUUCUGAAACUAUCUUCCUUUGUGUUCAUCAGAACCAAUGAUGAAGUAAAUGAUGACAGAAUUUUCAUUUUCAGAUGAACGUUUUGUACCCUAAUAGUUUAGAUGCUUCAAAAUUAAAUGCAUUCACAACCGUUAUCUGUAUUAUUAUGUUAGACAUAUUAUUUUGUGUUUUUUCUGUUUGCUUUUGAGAACUUGUUUAUAAACAAUGUGUUGUCUAAUGACAAAAAAAAUAAAAAUAAAGCUGCCAGCAUAAUAUACAAACAG
This is a messenger RNA of Misgurnus anguillicaudatus (oriental weatherfish), 2374 nucleotides long. RefSeq lists its product as uncharacterized. The record is from RefSeq and is a predicted model, not a curated record. Gene Ontology annotation, biological process: regulation of transcription by RNA polymerase II. Gene Ontology annotation, cellular component: transcription regulator complex; PcG protein complex; chromatin. Gene Ontology annotation, molecular function: RNA polymerase II cis-regulatory region sequence-specific DNA binding; DNA-binding transcription factor activity, RNA polymerase II-specific. Lineage: Eukaryota; Metazoa; Chordata; Actinopteri; Cypriniformes; Cobitidae.